AUGUCUUCGGAACCGCGACUUCAGCUAAAUGCGCUGCAGCGUGGUCGUGAUGUAGAGCAGCGAAGCCGUGGACUGUCUCUGAGCAGUUUCUACAAGGGAGAUAAUGACUCAAAGGAACAAACCGAUCUGGUAAAGGCGUUUUCCGAUUUUACCUUGGGUGCCGACUACCCCACGAACAACAAAGGUCGAUAUAUAAUGCCAAGAGCAGUAAGCGAUGGAAGUUUUGGCAAAAGCUUUCGGAAGAAGAUUAAAAAAGUGGUCAAGCAGGAGCGCAGGCACCAAAAAUCGCACUCAAGAGAUGAUCUCGUUGAGGUUCCAAGAGGUGCCCUUACAGCGAGUCGUGAUAAAAGCAAAAAAAGUUUUUCGCAGCUAAUUUCGUCUCUCUACAACGAGUCAAGGAAUGCUACAUGUUUAAAUGAAACUCAACGACAUUUCAAGGAGACAAGAAUGAGGCUGUUCGCAGCACGUACUGCCAUUGAUGUCCAUCCAAAGUUAAUUAUGUGUACGAAGGAAAAGCUAACUCAUGAUUUACAUACACGUAAGAACGUCACUGAUCGUUCUCCAGGCGUCUUUUCACUGCAUGCAGCUCACAUACUAGAUACUAACAAUGACCUCGAUAAUGUGGUGGAUUCAGCUCCAGCGCCGGUAUCAGAUGCAAGAAUGCGGCAACUAGUUGUACAAUGUCGCAGUGAUCCUGAGCUGGUUCAAAAUCUUCUAUACGAACCUCAAUACGAUGACAAAUGGAAAAACUGUUACACCGAUGUAUUUCUGGUAGAUGAAGGAAAGAAAAUAACAAAGCCAUACAAUCGCCAAGGAUGGGUGAUUCCCCUGAGGAAUAUGUGUGAAAAGGCAGGCAUAUCUUCAAAUUUCUUCACUGAGAAUCGAAGCGUUACAUUACAAGAGGCUCGCGCCCAUGUCCUGCGAGCUCGUUUGGAGAUGGCUAGCGAGCCGAGUGCUUGGCUCACAGAGCUCGAUCCACUAGUUUCAAAAAACGUUGACCUGAUGUCAUAUCUCUCCAGCGAGCUAGAUCCGCACGCUCUACAGACCCGGCUUGCACUCUACAACGAACAGACGUAUGCUGAUCGCGAUCGGAUACGAGUGGCUGGGAAAUAUUAUAAUAACAUACAGCUUGGCAAGCGCAUGUUUGGGCCGAGCAAGAAGCAGAAGUUCGUUUGCAGCAUCACCGGAGGCAUGGAAAGGAGGUUUGAGAUUUUGGACAAUCAAGUCAACCAUCUUCCAUUCACACACGUAGCAUUCGACGAAAACUUGGAUAAGUGCAGGAACCCAAGAGUGAAAUGUCGUGAUUCAUCGCGAGUGAUUCUUCGUUAUCCACCUGGCACAGAGAACUCUUUUAUUCACGCUAACUAUGUUCAUGGUGGUCCCCUAUUCAACAAAUUUAUUAUGACCCAAGCUCCAAUGGAGAAUACAAUAGGUGACUUCUGGAGAAUGGUCUGGCAAGAAAAAGCUCCAUACAUAUUUAUGCUGAUAGGAAGAAAGGAGAGAGAUCGCUGCGCUAAAUAUUGGCCUCGGCGUCAGGAGUCGAAUCCACUGGACAUUUGUGGUUUACAUAUUCAUAAUGUUGGAGUAUCAUUGUCACGUGAUCCAAUGUUCCGUGUCACUUACAUCCGCAUUGUAGAUGACUUCGGAGAAGAGCAUCGCGUAGAGCACUGGCAGGCUGACAUGAAUAACUCGAGCAAUCUCGAUUCACCACUCGCAAUACUCCGGCUGGCAAGAAACUCUACUCGACCUGUUAUCGUUCAUGAUUGCCUUGGAAUUUCACGUGCUGCUUGUGUUGUUGCAACUGAAAUAGCGAUCUGCAACAUUAUCAAGGGACCUACGUAUAAGCAUCCCAUCCAAAAGGCAGUUCAUUUUCUUCGACGUCCUGUGCGCGGUAUGACAGAAGAUUAUCAAAAGUGGUUAACUGAAAGAGCAGGUCGAAUGUUUGUGGAUAAUCUGGAUGCACCGGUACCUGGCUACCGCCUUUUAUCACCUCGAGUUGACCCAGAUCUCUUAAGGUUGGUCCGCCGCCCACAACGACCAAACGUCAGGAGAGAGGCUCCCGAUUGCGUCGGAGAACUCCCGAUUCCACUAAAUCCAAGUAAUGUGUUGUCCCAGGCGAGCAGGACACUGGAUUAUAAGUUGGUGGGAAAAAUAUUAUAUUUCUUCUCCUGGUGUUGGAAUCUUCACCACCGUCUAUCGGUGCACCUGUCUAGUACCUGCUGA
Molecule: messenger RNA, 2223 nt
Organism: Necator americanus (New World hookworm)
Lineage: Eukaryota; Metazoa; Nematoda; Chromadorea; Rhabditida; Ancylostomatidae
Exons: 26
Coding region: 1-2223 (740 amino acids)
Biological process (GO): protein dephosphorylation
Molecular function (GO): protein tyrosine phosphatase activity
Source: RefSeq, a predicted model, not a curated record